This is a messenger RNA of Ambispora leptoticha, 190 nucleotides long. Lineage: Eukaryota; Fungi; Glomeromycota; Glomeromycetes; Archaeosporales; Ambisporaceae. The record is from the annotation of a GenBank genome assembly.
AUGAAUUAUGGUACAUUUGAUCAAGCAAAGAAACAAACAGUUAUCGUUUUGAAUGAACCAGAAGACGACGACUCGAUAAAUAUAAUCGCCGAGCAAAUUCCUUAUACUAAAACGCCAAAAUCGCGUUCAAGUCAUGAAAGUCGUUAUAAUAUAUUCCGAAAUACUAUUAAUGAAGUGAUUUGGACUAUUU